Oncorhynchus kisutch (coho salmon) is the source of this 4824-nucleotide messenger RNA. Its product is annotated as serine/threonine-protein phosphatase 2A 56 kDa regulatory subunit gamma isoform. Gene Ontology annotation, molecular function: protein phosphatase activator activity. The coding region runs from base 133 to 1863 and encodes 576 amino acids. NCBI's taxonomy places the organism in Eukaryota, Metazoa, Chordata, Actinopteri, Salmoniformes, Salmonidae. The record is from RefSeq and is a predicted model, not a curated record. The transcript is spliced from 16 exons. Gene Ontology annotation, cellular component: protein phosphatase type 2A complex; cytosol; nucleus. Gene Ontology annotation, biological process: protein dephosphorylation; signal transduction.
GCACGUUGAGUCACCUGAUAGAUAUCAGCCUAUCAUAUCCGAGAGGAUAGGCGAACGGCUAGUGCAGUGGAGAGUUGUCAUGAUUUAGCUUCGGUGUGUCAAAACGGGAACGACGGCGGUUAUUUUUGUGCAAUGCCGAAUAAAGCGAAAAAAGAGAAGGACUCUCCUAAAUAUGGAAAAGUUUGCAAAACUGGAGGUCAAGAGAACUCGGACAUUGAGCAGGGCUCCAACAGAAAAGGCAGUAACAGUGUCCCUCCUACCACUCAGCUGCUGAAGGGCAAGCAGCUGGGUUCCCAGAUGCCUGUCAAGAAGGACAAGAGGCAGAGCUCGUCCCGCUUCAGCCUCAGCAACAACAGAGAGCUGCAAAAGCUGCCCGCCUUCAAAGAUGUCCCUGCGGCGGAGCAGGAGAAGCUGUUUGUCCAGAAGCUGCGUCAGUGCUGUGUCCUCUUUGACUUUUUGUCGGAUCCUCUGAGCGACCUGAAAUGGAAGGAGGUGAAGCGGGCUGCACUCAGCGAGAUGGUGGAGUACAUCACCCACAAUAGGAACGUCAUCACAGAGCCCAUCUACCCAGAGGUGGUGCAUGUGUUUGCAGUGAACAUGUUCAGGACAUUGCCUCCAUCGUCCAACCCCACAGGGGCGGAGUUUGACCCGGAGGAGGAUGAGCCCACGCUAGAGGCAGCGUGGCCACACCUACAGCUCGUCUACGAGUUCUUCCUCCGGUUUCUAGAGUCUCCAGACUUUCAACCAAAUGUAGCCAAGAAGUAUAUCGACCAGAAAUUUGUAAUGCAGCUAUUGGACCUGUUUGACAGUGAAGACCCCAGGGAAAGGGACUUUCUAAAGACCACUCUGCAUCGCAUCUAUGGCAAGUUCCUGGGCCUGAGAGCGUACAUCAGGAAACAGAUAAAUAACAUAUUUUAUAGCUUCAUUUAUGAAACGGAACAUCAUAAUGGAAUAGCAGAGUUAUUGGAAAUAUUAGGAAGCAUAAUCAAUGGGUUUGCCUUACCGUUGAAAGAGGAGCACAAGAUAUUCCUGUUGAAGGUGUUGCUGCCUUUACACAAAGUCAAGUCCCUUAGUGUCUAUCACCCGCAGCUGGCGUACUGUGUGGUGCAGUUUCUAGAGAAGGACAGCACCCUCACGGAACCGACAGUGAUGGCUCUGUUGAAGUACUGGCCAAAGACCCACAGUCCAAAGGAGGUGAUGUUCCUCAACGAGCUGGAGGAGAUUUUGGAUGUCAUCGAACCCUCUGAGUUUGUCAAGGUCAUGGAGCCCCUUUUCAGACAGCUGGCCAAGUGUGUGUCCAGCCCACACUUCCAGGUGGCAGAGAGAGCGCUGUACUACUGGAACAACGAGUACAUCAUGAGUCUGAUCAGUGACAAUGCCGCCAGAAUCCUCCCUAUCAUGUUCCCCUCGCUCUACCGCAACUCCAAGACCCACUGGAACAAGACGAUCCACGGUCUGAUCUACAACGCCCUGAAGCUCUUCAUGGAGAUGAACCAGAAGCUAUUCGACGACUGCACACAGCAGUUCCGAGCAGAGAAGAACAAAGAGAAGGCCAAGUGGAAAGAGCGAGAAGAAGCGUGGGUGAAGAUCGAGAAUCUGGCCAAGUCCAAUCCUCAGUUCCUGGUGUACGUGGACCAGUCAGGCCUGGGUAGUCCCAUGGAGACAGAUGGACCAAUGAUAGAGGACUUCAACAUGCUGAAGAAGACUAUAGAGGAAGAGGCCACACAGCUCCAAAGGAACGAGCGUAAGGAGCGUCCGCUGGUCAGGAGGAAGUCUGAGCUGCCUCAAGACAUUUCCACCGUCAAUGCCCUGGAGACGCACCAGAGGGCCGAGGACAUGGUAACUCCACACGACGGCCACUAGAGACCACACACAGUACAGUCCGAUUCACACUGACAGUCCGAUUCACACUGACAGUCCGAUUCACACUGACAGUCCGAUUCACACUGACAGUCCGAUUCACACUGACAGUCCGAUUCACACUGACAGUCCGAUUCACACUGACAGUCCGAUGCACACUGACAGUCCGAUGCACACUGACAGUCCAAUACGGACGGAAGGACACGACAGACGGACCAGCACAGAAGAGAAGAGAACAGAAUGACCUGGCUGAAAAAAUCUGGAGCUCAAACCAAAUCAGCACAACUCUACUUAGCCCAGUCCAACUAUGACAGUUGAUCCCCAGUCCACUCCAGCCCUGCGCAACAGAUGUCCUGCGCACUGCGCACAGGACGUUAUGGCAUGACCAAACAUGAAAUUGUUUCCCUCGCCCCACCUCCCUAUCCCUCUGUUCUGCUCUCGCUGUCUUGUAAAAGCGCUCUAGGGUGCAGUGGUGCCCCCUUCUGGUUAUUUCUCAGGUUUUCUUUUCUUGUUUUUAUUUGUUUUCUGUUCUUUUUCUCUCAUUAAUGAUGUCAUGUGCUUUGGAAAUCCGACUGGCGAACAGACAUGUAUUAUAGGCACAUGCUGUACGUAAUGGGCGAAGGAAGAAGCAGCUUGGUUGAAGACAACUUUAUUUUCUUCCCAUCUCUCUCUACUUGAGCUUAGAAAGGAAAGUGCCGUACUUCUUCCUCAGAGCCCCAUUACAGCUGCUUUUGCCAUGAGCUUUACCCUUCUCUCUCUGUGUGCAUUUUUCUUUGUUCUGCUAUGAUUGGAUAGGAGGAGAAGCAAGGGGGAUAGUCUGCGGACUGUCUGUUGGUCAACAGACGUUGUUGUGGGGAUUUAAAUGUGCUGGCCUGGGGAAGGUUGAGGCUGAGGGACAGGAAGGGGUUCUUCUGUCCUCGACUGGAUAUCUGCUGGUCUGUACAAACAUAGUUUGGUGCCAACUUCACUUUUUUUUUUUUAUCUGAAUGAUAUUGUAGGCAAUAAGUUGACCCAGGUUGCAGUGUGUUUGGGUUGUUCACACAAUGGUCAAUGGUUUUCUGGAUCCAUUGGAGUUUACUGUCUAUGUAAAAACAAAAGACACAGACUCCGUCUGUGUACUUCACAAUCCCCAUCAGUCUUUCAGUCCUCAUUAAUAUUGAUCAAUGUUAUCAACUCCUGUCAUGUUAUUGAUGUGAAAACUCCAAGGUCUAAUUUUAUAGUUCAGUGUUUACAGACUCAUUUUGAGUUUUAGUGUGUGUGAGUGGGACAAGAGGAACUGAACUGGGCUACACACAGAGGAAUACUCAUUGCUGGUUUUUCUACUCUUCAUAACUAAAACCCCUUUCUUUCUGAUGUUGCUGUUAUGUGUUAGCAAGUAGUAGGCUAGUUCAGCCAUAUAAAGACCAUUCUGUCUGGAGAAACCGAGUCAAAUUUGAACACAAGCCUUUCUUUUCAUAGUGCCUUUAUUGUACAUGGGGGACAUCGGCUAAACUGGGAAAUAAUAGAAGACUAACGUUAUUUGAAGGCCAAACCAUGUUAAAUUCAUCAUUAGCUUCCUAACAGACCAGAGAGAGCCGUCGAAACACACUGCCCCAGAGUAUUGUUAAAUCUACAAAGCUGAUGAUGAUGAUGAUGAUGGUGGUCAAGCUAGAGAGGAGUGGAGUAGCCCCAAUGACUUAACAUGGAAGGACUUCCUGAUUUUUAAAACAUGAACAAUAAAAAUAUCCAAAAUGAGUCAGUCAUGCUGUGUGGUCUGCUCGGUUCUGUCAAUCCCUCUGUGUGCCCGAUGAAUAACGUGUAGAGAAGGAUGCUUCCCAAUUAACCUCUAAUUCCCUGUUCCAUUUAGGAUCUAUCCCAAAUGGCAACUUAUUCCCCUAGAGCCCUAUAGACCUUGAUCAAAAGUAGUGCACUAUAUAGGAAAUAGUGUGCCAUUUGAGAUUCUAUCAAGAGUAUUGAUGUAUGUUGCAGUACCAUUGUUUGCACCCCCAGACAGACAAGAACUCUGGCUAUAUGUGGGUUGUCUCUCACCAUCCAGGUGUUGCUGCUGUGUAUGUUUGUGUGUGAGACUGCUUCGGGAUGCUUGCAGGGUCUAUUCCUUUGCCUGCAAAUUCUAUUAUUUGCCUGUUCAAAUUGAAGGUGCAAAUGGUAGAUUUACUACCAUGAUCACGUUUUGCGGUUUCUUUUUAGUUUCUUUUUUAAAGAAAUAACAUUCACCCAUUUAUGCCAUCCCCUUCCACUCCCAACUAUUUUGCUGUACAAUUACUAUAAGGAAGUCUAGAGUGAUUUAUAGAUGGCACAAACAACUGGAUGGCUCCAGGGUUGUGGUCAAUUCACUUACAUUUUCUUAAAUUAAGGAAGUAAACUUAAAUUCCAAUUCAUUGCUUCUCAAAGAAGAGAAUUGGCUCUUCAGUUGACUUCCUGAAUUGACAAAGUAGAAUGGUUCCCAACCCUGUCUGUUCCAAUGUCCUGAGAACCGAGGACUUCACUUUGGUGAUAUCAAAUGACUUUAAUAUUAUAGUUUCUUUGGAGUCCUCUUUUAUAUUUUACAUAAGCACUUUUUUUUUUUUCAAAAGAAUAAUACUGCAAGUGUCCUUUUAGUAGACAUCCUGUACUAAAUGGCUUAAUCUACUAUUGUACAUAUAAUGUACUUUUAUUUGAUCUGUGUAUUAUUAAAUGGUAGAUGCCCCUGUGUACAUACAGGAAACAAAGGUUAUUAGCUACUGCAGACAGUUUGGAUGUGGCACAGACUACAAUAUGUGACUAUUUUGCAUUUAGAGCAGUUAAGAAUUUGAAUUAUAAUAUUUUUUUAUCGCUUUGUAAUUAAACAAUUUGUUUUACAGCAUUUAAAAAAUGUGAAGUGAUCCUACAUUAGCAUUUUGUGAGCGCUUUUAUAAAAAAAAACAGCUGUGUACAUCAACAUAUAUGGUAAAUAAAGAAUGUGUUUUUUAUAUUUUCAUCCAAGAA